AUGUUUGAUACAAUAUGCACUCUCCCGCUCCCCGCCGAUCUCUUUGCCCAGGCCGUACAUCCUACCGAGUCUAUCGUUACGGUCGGUCUGUCUUCGGGCCAUGUGAUCACCUACAGACUGCCCUCGGGCGAAGAAGAUGAAGAUAGCGGAAGCAAUAGUAGUCCGCCUCCUCCAGUACCAGGCACGGCAAACGGAAACGGCCCAACACCAAUCAUAUCGACCUUCCGAAGAUCAUCGACUGCAUCAGAGAACGGCCUCGGCUCAAUAGACACCGUGUGGAAGACGAAGAGACACAGUGGCUCGUGUCGCUGCAUUUCUUACAACCACGAUGGCUCCCUGUGCUAUUCUGGUGGUACUGAUGGCUUGGUGAAAGCAUUCAAUACCGAGACUGGGAAAGUAGUAAGCAAGAUUGCAAUACCGCCAGACUCGGAAACUGGCGAUGUAGAUGCACCCACAGUGCUACAUGCUCUCAGCCCGCAGGCCUUGCUGUUGGGCACUGAUUCUGGCAAGCUCUACCUUCACGACCUUAGACAGCAAGGUGCCGACAUUCAAGGAAAAGCAGUAAAGUUCUGGCAGCCUCACGAAGACGAGCAUGUUAACAGCCUGGUACCUCUACCUGUCACCGAAGCAAGCACAAGCGGCUUCCCGAAGCAAUGGGUCACCGCAGGUGGAUCUACGUUGGUGGUCACAGACUUGAGAAAAGGCAUCAUCAGCACCAGUGAAGAUCAGGAGGCUGAGCUGACGACAGCCAUCUGCGUGCAAGGUCUCAAGAAAGGCGGCACCAGCGUGGGCGAAAAAGUGCUCGUUGGGCAAGGUGAUGGGGUCAUCAGCCUAUGGGAACGAGGUGUUUGGGGAGACCAAGACGAAAGAAUAGUCGUUGAUCGAACACAGAGCGGCAUCGAAUCAAUGGUUGAAGUGCCACUUGAAUUUGGGAAGGGCAAGCUCAAGAUGAACGAGAAAUUGGUAGCAGCCGGGCUUGAGGAUGGAGCUGUGAAGUUUCUACGCGUGGGAAGGAAUGGGAUCCUGAGUGAAUGGGAUGUCCGGCACGACGAGAUCGAAGGCGUCGUCGGGCUUGAUUUCGAUGUUGCAGGCCGCAUGGUGACCGGCGGCGGACAGACCAUCAAGGUCUGGACGGAAGCUAAAGGCGUGCCUGGGGGUGGGAGGCAGGCUUCGAAGCGUGCCAUGGAUUCAGAUGGAAGCGAGGAUGACGAGGAGGAGCACUAUGAUAGCAGCGACGAAGAAGACAAGUCAAAACGAAAGAAGCGCAAGAGGAAUGAGGGCAAGGACAAGAGUGGAGGCCAGGCUCUGAACUUCAGUGGCCUACUGUAA
Cyphellophora europaea CBS 101466 is the source of this 1329-nucleotide messenger RNA. RefSeq lists its product as uncharacterized. Gene Ontology annotation, molecular function: protein binding. Lineage: Eukaryota; Fungi; Ascomycota; Eurotiomycetes; Chaetothyriales; Cyphellophoraceae. The record is from RefSeq and is a predicted model, not a curated record. The coding region runs from base 1 to 1329 and encodes 442 amino acids. The transcript has a single exon.